GCCUGCCGUAUGUAACAAAAAUUUUGUUCCUUUUUGCCACCACCCAAAAUCCUCAGUGAGGGAUGCCGACUGCUUUAGCAUCGCAACUCGCCUCACAGGCCUCGCAGAAUGCUCAGAUUCUUCUAGAUCGUAGUCGCACUCGUGGGAAACACGCUUCCGUUGAAUCCUAUCUUUUCGCCAAUGGACGAGAUGCCUCAGAAUACGACCUUGAUUCUAUAUUCGCCCUUGGACGCAGCGGAUUCGAAGCCUUGGCGACAUUGAAUCCGAGACUGAGUAUAUAUGAAGAAAACUUAUUUUCUUAUCAUGCAAGGAAUGUGGAUCGGACGUUACUUGCAGCCGAGGCUGUUCGGGAGCUGGACAUGGCAUUGGAAGGUUGCUUGCAGGAAUUGGGCGCGUAUUUGCUGGAAGGUGCUGCAUCAAAGGUGCUGGAAUGGCUUGUACGCCGAUUUCGUGUCAAUGAAUUCAACGUCCGAGCUCUUGUCGCCUUGUUUCUGCCGUACCACGAAACACAGAACUGGGGAAAGAUGCUUACUAUUCUUCACCUUGACAAAGAACCGAUGUUCAAGUUUCUCGUUCCGCACCAAAAGCAGGCUCAAAAGCCCACAUCACAGGCUGAUCUGGUCCUCCCAAGGAAAGCUCUAGUACGGGCUAUGCUUCGCAACGGAGAUAUCGCGAGACUGGUAGUACGGCUUCUAGGAGAAGCACUAAAAGGACACAAGGAUGGUUUGUUCUCAGGAGGCAAGUUUUUCCGAACGUUGGUCGCGUUUUGGGCUGCAACGAUGCACGAUUUUAUCCUCGCACAUGGGUCUCACGGAGCCAAGGGUAUGUCGGAAGGCACGUCUGCCUUGGUAUUCGCUGCGAUUAUUGAACCGUUAUCUGCAAUCCCGAAGUUCAAACCGAAGGCAAAUUCAAAAAGCGGAAAGGGUGAAAGAUACGAUAAUGUAGAACGGGACACGAUACUCACCUCAUAUAUCCUUCUUGCCACCAUUUCAUCACAAGCUCCCUGCUCACUUACUCCUCCUGCCUUAAAGGUCAUUAUUUCCUCUAUGGUCAACGCUGCAGCACCAGGGACUGGCAUCAGCGCGCAACAGUUAGUGAAGACCCUGGUUGCGUUUUGCGGCACUCAGAAUGUGCUUCUAGACUCUGAUGUAUCGGCUGACAUGCUCGAUAGAAUGUUCGCCGUUCCUGAAUUCCUUCAGGAGAUUGUGACUGCCCUUGGAUCCUGGGAUGGCGCUGAGAAAGUUAUUGCACCGUUUUCAGCAAUCUUAGUUGAAAGAUUGAACUCAACGGACACCGAGCAAGCUUCCGGAGCCCUCCUCACACUCGAAACCAUCCUCGUUUCUGCAUUGCCUCCUCCAACAUCAUUCAUGCGGCAUGUUACUUCCCUGCUCCUUCGCUCCUCUUGUCGGUCCUCCUUUAUUUCCGCCAGCGUACACUCCUUGCUAUCCAUACUACAUCAAAGAUACCCUGAAAUCUUGAAAUACGCACGGGACAAUCUUCAAGGAGCCGAUGAUAUUGAAGAAAUUGACCUAACUAAGAUCGAUGAGCUCGUCUCGUCACUAUCCCUCGGAAGUGUCACCUCAAAAUCGCCCUCGAAACUCCGUGAUGCGUUAUUGGCGUCUUCGAAUGCAGACACUAGUGUUCGCUUGAGUGGGGUUAGAUCCUUGUUGGGUCUCUUCCAAACCGCGGAUGCCGGUGUCGAUCUGAAAUCGAUAUAUGAGGCGCUUUCAGCUCGAGUAAUUGAUUCCGACGUUGGUGUAAUUGAAGCUUUGUACGACCACAGCAAUGGGGGAAGGAGCUUCUUCGAUGUCGUCAUAUCUACGAAGGAUAAUGCUACUCAAUACCUUGAAUUAGUCUCCGGUGUUCUAUUCCCUGCUCCUCCUCAUCCGGGGUCUCCUGCGUCUGAUGCCACCAAACCUCCCAAACGCCCCGUUGUUAGAGCUCAUUUGACGUUCAUUGUCAACAAGCUGGCAUCGGCCAAUCCGGACUGGGACAGCAAUUGGAGUAAUGAUGUCUUCCAUCGCCUUAUAUUUCCUUACCUUCUCUACUCAAAACCAAGAGGAAAGACUGCUGAUGCUGUUUGGGAUAUACUCGGAGAAGCCAAGAACAGUCACGCGUGGAUUGCCGGAUGUGCGGAAGCUAUAUCGUCUGUGGCUGAAGGAGGGGAGGCCGAACGGUUACAAACGCUGAAUGCAAUUUUGACAGGACGGAUCGCUAGCAAUAUACAAUCUUCACAAAACAAGGACAUCGACUGUAUGGAAGUGAUUAGCAAGCUAACCGAUCCGAACUCUCACGUUAGAGUGCUCGCCCUCUUGAUCAUUCGCGAACUUCUCAAAAGUUCUGACGCUACCAUCCAUUUUGCGACGCGGAUUGUUGAUGCCUUCUCUCGCCAAAAGCACUUUCAACAAUUACCGGAGAUGGAAGAAGAUGAGCUCGAAGAUACUUUGACCACGAAACUUGCUGCUCAGGUGGUGAACAAGCCGAACAGUCGCACUACUGAAAGUCUUCUUUAUGUCGCUAUUCUAUCUGAUAUUGCUGCCCUUCAACCGUCUGGGACAGAAAUGGGAGCUGUCAAUUGGGUUCAUCCAGAAUCCAAACCUGAUCCUUAUGCUUCUCUGCUGCAACAAUUAUAUCUCUUCGCAAAUACCACAAUGAGUGGCUCCCCCCAAGCAAGAAUACAUGUAAUUCGCACACUAUUUGCCAACUUGGGUGGAGAGGUAGGCGUCUUCCUUUCCAGCAUCUGGCUACAAUUUUGUUGCAAAUCGGACACAGAAGAUGAGGAUAUAUCGACGCUGGGGAGCUUCGCGCUGUAUCAUCUCGCGGCAUUCCUUCAAGCUCAUACCAUCACACCAUCAGCUGGAAAGGCUGUAGUAGAUUUUCAAAUUCUGGUUCCAAUGGUCGUUAUAGCUCUGUCGUCUUCAGUGCAGGAAGUCCGAAAAGCGGCGGUAGAGUGCUUGAGCACAUUGACGGUGUUGAGUGUCGAUGGAAACAACAAGAGGAAGAAAUUCGAUGUGGUGUAUGCUUUUGACAGAGUCUACGGUAAUAAGAGAGCUGAAGCGGAGUUGCAAUACCUUUCUCCGGAUGACCUCGCUGCUUACGUGUCCACUCUUUCUGGAAUCAAAGACCAUUUUUUGGCUGAUGGGGAUUAUAUCGGAGCUUGGCAUGCAGAGCAGUUUGCCUCUACGGAUGACAAUCAAGAAAAAGAAUCAAUUAAAUACCGCACACACAUUCUAUGCUACCUCCUUUCCCAUGUCAAUGCUCUCGACAUACUUCCGAAGCCUCAAAUUGAUUUGCUACGAGUAAUGACGCCUUGCUUCGUCGCGGCUCAACAACGUUCUUUGAGCACGGCAAAAAGUGUUCCGCGGACCAAAAGAAAAGCGCUGCCGGAAAUAACAGCGGCAUUACUUCUCCUCCCUUUCCUAUACGCCGUCGUGGCUACCGACCAAAAUGGAAUAUCUGAUAAAACAAAGGAAGGAAGGAAAGGCUGGAAAAGUUCACCGGUGACUAAUGCCGCAAAGCUGGCCACCAAAAUAGUUUUUGGGCAUCCAGGCAUAUUUGACCUGGACGACGCUGAGUACAAAGGGAACAAACCUUGGACUCUGUUGUGCGGAAUGUUAGCGAAGUCAUUCGGGGGCGAUGAUACUCUCGCGGCUUUACGCCUUGUACUUUUCGAAUGUACGACGAAGAUAUGGAAUUCCAAAUCCACUGGUUUACGAAAAGAUCAACGGGUAGAACUCGUAUAUGUUGUGAUUGAAGCCGCUGUGGCUGCCGAUAGCAAAGGACAAAUGGACGACGAGAAUGUCUCCGUCAAAUCGUUACUUGGAAGGCUACUCGGUUCUUCAAUAAAUGAACAAGCAUAUAUCAUCAUCACCGUGCUAGAUAAAUACUCCAAGGCUUUGGGAGAGAUUGUUGAAGGAGACGAGUUGACCUCAGGGCCGAAAUUAAAGAAAGCCAGGGUGGAACCCUCUCAAACUGACCUCGCUGUCGAGCUGCCAACUGAAGAACGAACUGGUCCAUUCCAACGUUUAGCAAUCCUCGCCGAAGUGCUAGCGUCACUAUCCGUUACAUCCGUUGCAAACUCAACUACAAAAUCCGACCUCGAAACUCUACCUCACUCUUUUGAUCUCAUCACCCACUUACUGGAAAGUUUAUCUCAGAUUGUACGGUUCCAAGCUUCAGGAGCCUCCAUCAAUAGUGCUUCAUCCGUCGAAUUUAUAUGCCAAAACAUCAUGGCAAGUAUUGACGGUGUCGCCGCCGGUGUGCGGGAUCCCCCGAAUCUUUCGCCAACCCCAAUCCGGCUAGAUGUGCUGGUAGAAAUUAUUCGCGUCUCAGUCAACCCACAAACUCUCCAUCAGGCCCUUCUGCUUAUUGCGGGGCUGGCCAGGCUAGCACCGGAGAGUGUGUUGCGGAAUGUUAUGCCAGUCUUUACAUUCAUGGGUGUGGGUGCUGCUGCUAUGGCUGGGGGAGGUUCAAAAGCAGGGAUCGAAAUAGGAGGCGGAAUGAGUAUGUUGAGUAGAGAUGAUGGGUACGGAUGGGGAAUUGUUCAAAAAACUGUCGACAGCAUUGUUCCCGUGAUGGUCUCUUCGCUGAAAGAGUCCCAUCCUUCUGGCGGUUUAGACUUGUACAUUGGAGCCAGGGACUUUUUGAGGGUGUUCACGGAUGCUGCGAAUCAUAUCCCAAGACAUCGUAGAACAAACUUUUUCUCCCACCUCGUAACCGUUCUGGGGCCGAAGGACUUCCUUGCUCCGGUCUGCCUCUUCUUAAUCGAAAAGUCAGCAAACAAGAUCGUGCGAAGCCAGCAAUACCUUCUCGGGGCUAAGAACAAAGGGAAAGGGAAAGAAAAGGACACCGAUGCGCAGAGUGCGUUGGCGUUACCAACAGCCCUCGUGCAUCACUUCGAACCGUGGCUUCAGGUUUUGGUAUUGGCAGAAAUGCUUCGCGAAAGUGAACGGUUAUUAGGGUGGGCGAUAUCGCCUAGUGAUGCAGAAAAAACUCUCCUGGAUGACUCGUCACUGGAAGAACACUCAGUUUCACCAGCAGUAGUGUUCAGACGCCGUGCUCAAGCCAUCAUCACCUUUGUCGGAUUCGCUGCGAAGACGUUUCCUGCUUCCACUUCUUCGAAAUCUCAAAACAACACCGGUGUCAUGGAUGAUGCUCAACCGCCGCCACAAGACAGCAGCAACCUUAGUGACGUUGUUUCUAUUCUCAUUGCACUCUCUACCAAGAACAUUUCCGGUGGUAGCUCCGAGGCGAAGAUCGAAGAUAUCGCUACAAGUGCACGGUUAUCGCUCAACCGUGUUCUCAGUGUCAUGUCUGCGGUCGACUUUAUCGACACAGUUUUGCUCAUGCUUUCAAACAAUGAUCAUCUGAUCCAAGAAGGCGCACUUUCCCUUUUCAGCACUCGCUUACCGCGUAUUGCAGUUUCUGUCCGUCAAGGUCCUGUCUCUGUUGUCAUCCUAAAAAUCUGUGGCAUCGUGCAUAAAGUAUUAUUAUCCCAUCAGCCCAAGCACUCCACCGCUCCUACUACAACUACGACUAUUACGACUUCGGCUUUCAAUGCUAUCCGAGCUAUCGGAUCGACGUUGUGCCCUGGAGAGGAAAGCGCUGUGACAGCGUUAGUGCCUCUGUUAGUCGGUGCUGUGGACGUCAAAUCAAAUCCAGAGAAUGUUGUAUCCGCCGCUGUCCGAGCUUUGAUAACACUUCCUUCUAAACUGGGUCCUCGCCUCAUACCGUAUUUACGGGAUAUCGUUUCUCGGGCAGUGAAUGUACUUCGAGAAGGUCCAGAAGGACUUACCGAAGACACAGUGCAGCUUCUACACAACUUAUUAACCGCUAUCCCAACCUUCUGGAGUACGACCGAACUCAACCACGUCAUCAAACUCUACCUCGACCAUUGCGGGGGUGGUUCUACUGCCAAAUCCCCCGCAGUACAAAUUGUUUCUAAUUUCAUGAGAUCCAUCGCAAAGAAGGCUCCUAGUAAGGUUCUGUUGCCGACCUUAUGUGAUAUAUGGCGGUCGUUGGAGAUCGCGCCUAACACAGGCGCUUUAGUAGAGUACUUUGACCUUGUGAAACGGUCACUUCGCAGUGCGGCUAGGCCUGCAAUUCAGGAAAACCUACGUCCAUUAUUUAAUAUCUUCCUGAGUGCUUUCGGGGUAGUCAGAGAUUCUGGUACAACACUUGGCACGGCAAGCGCUUCAACGAUAUCUGCGUUCGUCGAGCUCGUGGUGAAGUUGAAUGAACCGACAUUCCGUCCGCUUUUCAGGCGGUUAUACGAUUGGGCCUUUGCAGGAGAGAGUGAUAUCAAUACCAAGAUCAUGUUUUAUCGCGUGUACAUUGGACUUGUUGAUUACUUCAAGAGCUUGAUGAAUCCUUACAUGACAAUACUCUUACCUCCGUCAAUCGAAAUUCUUAAAAGCUGCACCAACGCCGCAGAAAUGGAGGACGACAACAACUUGGGACUCCUCCUCCCACCAGUCUUGGAAACACUUACUAAAAGCAUAGCGUGUGACGAUGGAAGCUUCUGGCGGGACGACAAGAUCGCCCAGCUCUCCCCACUAAUCAUCGCCCAAAUUCCAGUUUGCAUAAAACUAAACAUCUCCGAAGCGAAGACGCUGCUGCAAGAAUGCAUUGUCGCCGGGGCGGAGACUGUUGGUGAUGAUAGUGUGUUGAAGGCUAUGAAUUUGGAUAUUCUCAUGCACACUCGGUCGGAAGAUGUGAAGACGAGGUUGUUCGCUUUGACGUGUACUGAAACGCUUUGGCGUGCAAAUGGAAGCAAGCUCUUAGGUUUCGUAGCCGAAACGGCUACGUUCAUUGCGGAAUGCUGUGAAGACGAGAAUGAUUUGGUUACGAGAGAAGCACUCAAAUUGAAAGAUGCAGUGGAGAGUGUAGCGGGUAGUAUCAGUGGACUGUAGUGUAGUACUUGGAUAUAUAAUGUAUAUGGAUUUAUCCAAUAUUUUAGUCACCGCAGC
Molecule: messenger RNA, 6968 nt
Organism: Lentinula edodes (shiitake mushroom)
Lineage: Eukaryota; Fungi; Basidiomycota; Agaricomycetes; Agaricales; Omphalotaceae
Product: armadillo-type protein
Exons: 23
Coding region: 63-6911 (2282 amino acids)
Biological process (GO): maturation of SSU-rRNA from tricistronic rRNA transcript (SSU-rRNA, 5.8S rRNA, LSU-rRNA); positive regulation of transcription by RNA polymerase I
Cellular component (GO): 90S preribosome; small-subunit processome; t-UTP complex
Molecular function (GO): snoRNA binding
Source: RefSeq, a predicted model, not a curated record